AUCAGCCGGUUAUGCGGCCAUGCUCAGCAGAGGCAGUAUCGAUCAGCUAAUUACCCUGAAGACCUUUUCAUUGACAAGAAAGUGCUGAAGGUGACUCACAUCGAGCAAGAAGAAACUUUGUCGAGCAGGAGGAGGGAACUCAUUAUGAAGCUGAAGUCCCACAGCAGUUUUUACAGCAGCUUGCCAGACUACAUCUGCAACCACAGCUCUGCUGUUCAGAAUGACACUCUUUGCUGGAACGGACAAGAAGUUGUGGAGAGGUACAGUCCCCAGAUCACGAGAAAUGGAGCAAAAGCGCAGCCUGGCAACCAUGAGGUGAAGAUGAAAAGUCCUGAGCCAGUGAUCAGCCAGAUUAUUGACAAGCUGAAACACAUCAACCAGCUGCUCAAAGGGAUGGCUUUGCCCCACCGAAAAGCUCCAGGCAAAACCCCGGAGGAGGAGGAGGAGAGCGGAGAUUGCGACGACGAAGAUGACUGUGGCAGAGGCUCCGGGGAUGGAGAGCUGCGAGUGAGGAACCAGCUCCGUUUCUUAGCAGAGCUGGCAUAUGACCUGGAUGUGGAUGACACCUCUGCAAACAAGCAGCUUCUGAACCAGCAAAGCAAAGACAGCGCCGCGGUCCCCAGCA
Messenger RNA from Phaethon lepturus (White-tailed tropicbird), 625 nucleotides. Its product is annotated as glypican-3-like. Lineage: Eukaryota; Metazoa; Chordata; Aves; Phaethontiformes; Phaethontidae. The record is from RefSeq and is a predicted model, not a curated record. Gene Ontology annotation, cellular component: plasma membrane; cell surface; extracellular region. The transcript has 5 exons. The annotation marks the transcript as partial. Gene Ontology annotation, biological process: positive regulation of canonical Wnt signaling pathway; regulation of protein localization to membrane; cell migration.